Messenger RNA from Cajanus cajan (pigeon pea), 4989 nucleotides. Its product is annotated as ABC transporter C family member 8. Gene Ontology annotation, molecular function: ATP binding; ABC-type transporter activity; ATP hydrolysis activity. Gene Ontology annotation, biological process: transmembrane transport. Lineage: Eukaryota; Viridiplantae; Streptophyta; Magnoliopsida; Fabales; Fabaceae. Gene Ontology annotation, cellular component: membrane. The record is from RefSeq and is a predicted model, not a curated record.
UAAUCUGUGCUACUAUUCAGAGGCUACUUUGCUGAAAAAAAAGGAGCACAUAUACCAAAGCUGCAAAAAUGGCUUACGUUGGGAAUACAAUAGAUGAUUUCUCAUGGACAUGUCUGAAGGAUUUUGAUUUCACUUCUUUCUGUACUCAAAGGAGCAUCAUAGACACUGCAAAUCUACUUUUUGCAUGUGUCUUCUACGCGUGUUUGAUCAUAAGUCUAAUCAGAACCAGUUCUAUCUGUGGUAAUCCAAGGAAAAGCUGGAUUUUCAUUAUUGUCUCAAUCUGCUGUGCUAUUAUUAGCAUUGCAUUUUACACCAUUGGCUUGUGGAAUCUCAUAGCUAAAACUGGAAACUCUAAGAAGCUGAGCUGGUUAGGUUUUGUCAGAGGAUUCAUUUGGUCUUCUUUGACAGUUUCAUUGCUUGUUCAGAGACACAAAUGGAUCAAAAUUCUGAACUGUGUCUGGUGGACAUGUUCCUGUGUAUUGGUUUCAGCUCUCAACAUUGAAAUUUUGUUCAGAGAACAUGCAAUAGAAAUUUUUGAUAUUGCACAAUGGCUCGUACACUUUCUUCUUCUCUUCUGUGCCUUCCAAAAUCUUGGUUACUUAGUCUCUCGAAGUGUACCAGAAAGUUUAUCUGAGCCACUCUUAGCUGAGGAAAAUGAUACUAAACAAACGGGACUAGGCCAUGCUUCCUUUCUCAGCAAGUUGACUUUCUCUUGGAUUAACCCUUUACUAAGUUUGGGUUACUCAAAGCCAUUAGCUCUUGAAGACAUUCCUUCCCUUCUUUCUGAAGAUGAAGCUGACUUGGCCUACCAAAACUUUAUGCAUGCAUGGGAAUCACUUGCGAGGGAGAGGAGCAAGCACAAUACCAAAAACUUGGUUCUUUGGUCUAUUGUUAGAACUCACUUAAAAGAGAACAUAUUAAUAGGUUUUUACGCAUUACUCAGGACCAUUGCCGUUAGCCUUUCUCCUUUAAUAAUCUAUGCUUUUGUGAAAUACUCAAAUGGGAAGGAUAAAGAUCUUAAAGAAGGUCUUUUCAUAGUGGGUUUUGUUAUUGUGUCCAAAGUGGUUGAUUCUGUGUUCCAGAGACAUUGGUUUUUUGAUUCCAGGAGGUCAGGAUUGAAGAUGAGAUCAGCUCUGAUGGUGGCAGUGUACAGAAAACAGCUAAAGCUUUCAAGCUCAGCGAGGAGAAGGCACUCAACAGGUGAAAUUGUGAAUUACAUUGUGGUUGAUGCGUAUCGCAUGGGAGAAUUUCCAUGGUGGUUUCAUAUGACAUGGACUUCUACAUUGCUACUUGUUCUAUCUAUUGGUGUCCUUUUUGGUGUUGUAGGUGUUGGUGCUCUUCCUGGUUUAGUUCCUCUUGUCAUAUGUGGACUUAUGAAUGUACCAUUUGCCAAGAUCCUACAAAAUUGUAUAGCGAAGUUCAUGAUUUCACAGGAUGAUCGUCUUAGAUCAACUACAGAAAUUCUAAACAGCAUGAAAAUCAUUAAGUUACAAUCCUGGGAGGAAAAAUUCAAGAAUUUGGUUGAAAAUCUACGGGCUGAAGAGUUCAUUUGGCUGUCUAAGGCUCAGAUGAUGAAAGCCUAUGGGUCAUUUCUAUAUUGGAUGUCUCCUACCAUAGUUUCUGCUGUUGUUUUCCUUGGUUGUGCUCUUUUCAAAAGUGCCCCGUUGAAUGCUGCUACCAUUUUCACAGUUUUUGCAACAUUGAGGAACUUAUCAGAACCUGUUAAAAUGAUCCCAGAGGCUCUCUCUAAUAUCAUCCAAGUUAAGGUCUCCUUUGAUCGUCUCAAUGCCAUUUUGCUUGAUGAAGAGCUAGAUAGUAGUGAUGGUAACACAAGAAAUAUAAGCCGAAGUUCAGUUAAUGCGGUGGAAAUACAAGAUGGCAACUUCACUUGGGAUCAUGAAUCACUGUCCCUAAUUUUAAGAGAUGUGAACUUGGAAAUAAAAUGGGGACAGAAAAUUGCAGUCUGUGGACCAGUUGGAGCUGGAAAAUCAUCUCUUUUGUAUGCAAUUCUGGGAGAGAUUCCGAGGAUCUCAGGAACUGUUAAUGUGAACGGCACCAUAGCCUAUGUUUCUCAAACUUCUUGGAUACAAAGUGGAACAGUUCAAGAUAAUAUACUCUUCGGCAAGCCAAUGGAUAAAACAAGAUACGAGAAUGCCAUCAAAGUUUGUGCUUUAGAUAAGGAUAUUAAUGAUUUUAGCCAUGGUGAUCUCACAGAAAUAGGUCAGAGAGGGAUUAACAUGAGUGGAGGACAAAAGCAAAGGAUUCAACUAGCUCGUGCAGUCUACAAUGAUGCUGACAUCUUUCUCCUCGAUGACCCUUUCAGCGCAGUUGAUGCUCAUACUGCUGCUAUUCUGUUCAAUGACUGUGUAAUGACAGCACUUAGAGACAAAACAGUCAUUCUCGUUACUCAUCAAGUUGAGUUUCUCUCAGAAGUUGAUACAAUCCUGGUAAUGGAAGGUGGAAAAGUUACCCAAUCAGGUAAUUAUGAGAAUCUCUUGACAGCUGGGACAGCCUUUGAACAACUUGUGAGUGCUCAUAAAGAAACAAUUUCAGAGUUGGAUCAAAAUAAUGAAAACAAAACUCAUACAGAAGAGUCUCAAGGUUUUUAUCUCACUGAAACCCAAAGUGAGGGGGAGAUUUCUACCGAGGGUCAACUUGGGGUACAACUUACACAAGAAGAAGAAAAAGAAAUUGGUGAUGUUGGAUGGAAGACAUUCUGGGAUUAUAUUUCAUUUUCUAGGGGUGCAUUGAUGCUGUGUUGGAUCAUAUUAGCACAAUCUGUUUUUAUUGUUUUGCAGACUGGAUCAAUGUUUUGGCUUGCUCUAGCCAUUGAAGUUCCAAAAUUAUCUAGUGCUACCUUGAUUGGAGUUUACUCAUUAAUUUCAUUUGGUGGUACUGCAUUUGCAUUACUAAGGUCUAUCUUUGGUGCAAAACUCGGAUUAAAAGCUUCUACAACCUUCUUCACAAGUUUCACUACUGCUAUCUUCAAUGCUCCUAUGUUGUUCUUUGACUCAACCCCUGUUGGAAGGAUUUUAACCCGAGCUUCAUCAGAUUUAAGUAUUUUGGACUUUGAUAUACCUCUUGCCAUCACUUUUGCAGCAUCUAUUCCACUUGAAAUUGUGCUAGUAAUUUGUAUAAUGGCUGCCAUGACAUGGCAAGUUCUCAUUGUUGCUGUUCCAGCAAUGGUUGCAUCAAAAUAUUUUCAGGGAUAUUAUCAAGUCUCAGCAAGGGAAUUAAUAAGGAUCAGUGGAACCACAAAAGCUCCCGUCAUGAAUUUUGCAUCCGAGACGUCACUUGGUGUGGUUACUGUAAGAGCAUUUAACAUGGCAGACAGAUUUUUCAAAAAUUACUUAAAGCUUGUGGACACAGACGCAACACUGUUCUUGCAUUCUAAUGUGGCCAUGGAAUGGUUAGUUUUAAGGAUUGAAGCACUUCAAAAUUUGACAGUCAUCACUGCAACUUUGCUACUUGUUCUAGUUCCUCAGGGAUACGUGUCCUCAGGCCUUGCAGCACUGUCGCUCUCUUAUGCUUUCUCCUUGACAGGAGCACAAGUAUUUUGGACUCGAUGGUAUUGCAACUUAUUGAACUAUCUUAUCUCUGUUGAAAGAAUCAAGCAAUUCAUCAACAUACCGGCAGAGCCUCCUGCCAUUGUGGAAGACAACCGGCCUCCCUCUUCAUGGCCUUCCAAAGGCAGGAUUGACCUUCAAGCCUUAGAGAUUAGAUAUCGUCCUAAUGCUCCGUUAGUGCUUAAGGGUAUCACUUGUACGUUUAAGGAAGGGAGUAGAGUGGGAGUUGUAGGAAGAACUGGAAGUGGAAAAAGUACACUUAUAAGUGCUUUGUUUCGCUUGGUUGAGCCUGCAAGUGGUGAUAUUGUUAUAGAUGGGAUUAACAUAUGCUCAAUGGGGUUGAAGGAUUUGAGAAUGAAACUAAGCAUCAUCCCUCAAGAACCAACUCUUUUCAAGGGCAGCAUUAGAACCAACUUGGAUCCCCUAGGCUUGUACUCAGAUGAUGAUAUAUGGAAGGCUUUAGAGAAAUGUCAGCUUAAGGAAAUAAUCAGCAGUCUACCACAUCUCUUGGACUCUUCUGUAAGUGAUGAAGGAGGGAAUUGGAGCUUGGGACAGCGCCAACUGUUUUGCCUUGGAAGAGUAUUACUUAAGAGGAACAGAAUUCUUGUUCUGGAUGAAGCUACUGCUUCCAUUGACUCUGCCACGGAUGUAAUUCUACAACGAAUAAUUAGACAGGAAUUUGCGGAAUGCACAGUGAUAACCGUGGCUCACAGGGUUCCAACUGUAAUAGAUAGUGACAUGGUCAUGGUCCUGUCCUAUGGGAAACUGGUGGAAUAUGAUGAACCUUCAAAGCUAAUGGAGACCAACUCUUCAUUCUCUAAGCUGGUUGCUGAAUAUUGGUCCAGCUGCAGGAAGACUACUCAAAUACCAGACAGCAACAUUGAAUAAUAACACUUUGAAAAAGGGAGAUAUAAUAAUUUGAAGGAAAACUGAACAAGUUGAAAUUUAAAAGGGUGUGGAUACUCAUUAAGUCGGCCUUCCGCAUUGUAUCUUUAUUUUAUUCAUUAGGAUAAUUGUAAGUUAUUGUUGGGAUACAAACAAGUCCCACAUCGAUAAAAUAAGAGAAAAAAUAACAAUUUAUAAAGUACACACAUUAUCUAAUGCCAGAGAGGCCUUUUAGGUGAUGACUAAAAGCAAAAUUGUGAGGAUAUAGGCACAAAACGGACAAUAUCUCAUUAUUGUGAAGUUGUGUCUGACAAAUACAAUAUGUUUUAUUUUAGGUGAUAACUAAAAGCAAAAUUGUGAGGAUUUAGGCACAAAACGGACAAUAUCUCAUUAUUGUGAAGUUGUGUCUGACAAAUACAAUAUGUUUUAUUUUAUCAAUUAGGAUAAUUGUUAGGAAUAUCUUUGUAGCCUUUUUAAAGGGCAAACCUGAUUGAAAUUGUUAUGAAUGGAAAAUAUCUUUCAGAAAAAUUUGGGUUAA